ACUGAGGUCCCUGGGCCUUUAUGCUGCAAAGGGUGGCUUGACGGUCUGGCCAGGACUGACCAACAGAUACAGGUUUGGGGAAGAGUUUGAGCAGCAACAACUGAGGAUCGAGGACUUCAGCCAACCUAUAGCUUGUAGCCUGGGACACUGGAGAGAGGUCUAGUGGUCAGUGCAGAGGGCACCAUGGGAGCCAGCCAGGACCAGGCCAGGCAGGUUCAUAGAGGAGGGGGGAGACUGAGCAGGACACAUUCACACAUGAGUGCACGCCGACAUCCCAGCACACUUUCCACCCCGUCACUUUGGGAUGGCUCCAAGGAAGGAAAAGCCAUGAAGGCCAGCUGUUCUCUUGGAAAUCUACUGAUGCUGUAGGAGCAGAAAGCCAAGAGAGCAUUUCAAUGGAAGGAACAAGCCAGAGCCCAGGGGUAGGGGUAGGAAAUGUGGUGAUAUGGAAGGUGUGGGAGGUGAGGUUUUAAAGGGUUGGGAGUUCAUCUCAGUCUGUCCUGCACUGUGGGCUGGCUCUGUGACGCCGGACCCUGCUCUCCUCCCUCAGUUUCCUACCUGAGAAAUGGGCGGGGAGACGAGGAGCAUUCUUAGAGCAGAGGUAGACUUUGACCUUGGGGAGGGGCCCCAGGCUCCUCCUGCUGGUGACCUGUGGCCUCCCACUGGAUGUUGGGACUUGGGAAGGUGUGUCUGGGUCAGCCCAGGGCCAGACUGUUUGGGGAAGAGUGGGAGGUACAGUCAUUGCUCUUCCUGAGAAGUCAGGCUCAGACUGGCCUUGGGGACUGCUUCCUCGAAAUGGCCCUGGCAUCCUGCCCUGCCCUACCCCCUACCCCCUACCCCCAGCUUUUGACUAGCAUCCCAGGAGGGGUAAGGAGGAGAAUGGCAGGCAGAGGAGGUGCUGGGUGUCUGUGGGUGCUAGAGUAUGUAGCCUUUGCAGUGAAUGCUGGGGGUUGGAUAGGGUGUGGGUGGGUGGUGACAAGGUCUCUGAGGUCGAGGUGACCCCAGGAUGGCCUUGGCAACGGCUCGGAGACAGACCGGAAGAUUGGCUGUGCCAGGAACCAGUGAGUGGCUUUGGAGAAGUAGGAAGCAGUUUGCAUGACCAACUGCCCAACGCUCAUUGUCAUGGUAGGCCUGCCCGCCAGGGGCAAGACCUACAUCUCCAAGAAGCUGACUCGCUACCUGAACUGGAUUGGCGUGCCAACACGCGAAUUCAACGUUGGCCAGUACCGCCGGGACAUGGUCAAGACAUACAAGUCUUUUGAGUUUUUCCUUCCAGACAACGAAGAGGGCCUGAAAAUCAGGAAGCAGUGUGCCCUGGCGGCCCUCCGUGAUGUCCGGCGGUUCCUUAGUGAGGAGGGGGGACAUGUGGCGGUUUUUGAUGCAACAAAUACCACCCGAGAACGGAGAGCGACCAUCUUUAAUUUUGGGGAACAGAAUGGCUACAAGACCUUUUUUGUGGAGUCCAUCUGUGUGGAUCCUGAGGUCAUAGCCGCUAACAUCGUGCAAGUGAAACUCGGCAGCCCCGAUUAUGUGAACCAUGAUAGUGAUAAGGCCACGGAGGAUUUCAUGAGGCGCAUUGAAUGCUAUGAGAAUUCAUAUGAGUCAUUGGAUGAGGACCUGGACAGGGAUCUGUCCUACAUCAAGAUCAUGGACGUGGGACAGAGCUACGUGGUGAACCGUGUGGCUGACCACAUCCAGAGCCGUAUUGUAUAUUACCUCAUGAACAUCCAUGUGACCCCCCGCUCCAUCUACCUCUGCCGACAUGGGGAGAGUGAGCUCAACCUCAAGGGUCGGAUUGGCGGGGACCCAGGACUGUCCCCUCGGGGCAGGGAGUUUGCCAAGAGUCUGGCCCAGUUCAUCAGUGAUCAGAACAUCAAGGACUUGAAGGUCUGGACGAGCCAGAUGAAGAGGACAAUCCAGACAGCUGAGGCCCUGGGUGUGCCUUAUGAACAGUGGAAGGUCCUCAACGAGAUUGAUGCGGGCGUCUGUGAGGAAAUGACUUACGAGGAAAUUCAGGAUCAUUAUCCACUGGAGUUUGCCCUGCGGGACCAGGACAAGUACCGGUACCGGUACCCCAAGGGGGAGUCUUACGAGGACCUGGUCCAGCGGCUCGAGCCUGUCAUCAUGGAGCUGGAGAGGCAAGAGAAUGUGCUGGUCAUCUGCCACCAGGCUGUGAUGCGCUGCCUCCUGGCCUACUUCCUGGAUAAGGCCGCAGAACAGCUGCCCUACCUCAAGUGUCCACUGCACACCGUCCUGAAGCUGACCCCUGUGGCGUACGGUUGUAAAGUGGAGUCGAUAUUCCUGAACGUGAUGGCUGUGAAUACGCACCGGGACAGGCCUCAGGUAGCAACGGGGUCACUGCUGUGGGGGCGAGCACAUUCCUGGGGGUAUCCAGGCACAGCAUCUUUAAGGCCCAGAGCCAACUGGGGUGCCUGCCAGAGUGAGCUGGAGUUCUCUGCCAAAGCUGCUGUCUUAUCACCAGGGCGAGGUCAUGGCUCUGGGCUAGGCCUUCCCGAGGAUGCUGGCCUGGGGGUGGAGAAAUCCCUGGAGCUGGGUCCCCAGGCUAGGCAGUGCCUGAGUCUGGGUGUGGUGGCUUCUUCCCAGCAGCCCUACCAUAGCGGUCUGAGCCAGGGGGUGGGGGAUCCCAGCUGGGAAAGAAGCAAGAGGCCCUACUAGGGGGCAUGUGGGGAUCCUUCCAUGUUCCCCUACAAGCUCAGGCCUCAUGAGCAUCUUUUCCAACUUGAGCACACCUUUAACAAUUAAAGUGGUAUUGUGCUUUGUUGCAGAAAGGGCCGUGCAGGUACUGAGAGGGUGUUGGCACUGGACAGAGACUGUCAUGCAGAAGAGCAGUUCACUAUCCUGUGUUCCCCCAGUGCCUUGUUUAAGAUAGAAGCUCCUCAAAGUUUUGCCCAGAACCACUUUCUAUGUCCACGUGAGGUCUCUCUUUCACUGAGGCCAAGGGCCGGAGUUGCCCUUCUGGACCUCAUUCACAAGGUCUACUGCAGCAAGAAGGCCUCUGGGGCCUCUGUUGUGCCUACUGCCACCUACAGUGGAGCAUGGGGGGCUCUGGGUCCCUAUCAAAGGUGCAAGCCUUGGGCUGCUCACCUGCCACCCCUUGACCUUGAACCCCACUGGCAGAGAUAUGUGCAUGUUCUUAAGACUGCUGCCCAUCACUGGGACCAUCUACCGUGUAGGCCACUUCUCUAUUUGUCCUGAGAGUCUGCCCCAGGCCUAGCCUGGCACCCACAGGUCACAGGAGAAGGCAUGUCCUAACAGGCACCCUUUGUGCGGAAGAAAGCCCAGAAGGCACUGGGCCCCAGUACUGACUGACAGGGUGAUGGUUGGUGAUGGUAAGAGAAGCCCCUGGAGCCAGCAGUCAUUGGGGGCUGAUGCCCGCAUCAACGGGACAGGAGCCGGCAUGACCAUGGGGUAGGUGGCAGCCACCUUGCCCACCUCUGCGUGGUGGCUUCUGAGAGACAAACUUCUGCUGGCCAUAGGUUCCUGGCUGGUUUCCUUUCAGGUGGCGGGAUCCCUGGGUCCUAGCCCAUUCUUGGGAAUGUGAUGGGAAAGGGGGCCCUCGGGAAGCCUGCCCCACCCACCAUGAGAAUUGCACCUGCCCCUCCAAUUCUAGUGGCUGGUUCAGGGCACGCACAGGUGUGCCCGUGGGGGCAGUGUCUUCCUCCCUGCAGAUCCGGGCACAUCACAUCACAUGGGGCUGUGGCCCAACGUGACCUGCUUCAGCAGGUGAUGGUUGCAAGGGCCCCCAAUCAAGAAGAUGGGCCACCAGGAUUUGGGGGUCCCGUAGGACCAUCUCAGGGAGCUGAGGAAGGUGUCAGGCUCUCAAUCCCUUAGGCCACAGCUCAGCAAGCUGUGGAAGGAAGUGGACUUUGUGGUUUGACAGGGCCCAUCUGUAGCCGAGGGCUUCAGGAGGUCCAGAGUGCCCCACCCCAGGUCUGAGAGGACAAAGCACGCCACAGACUACGAGAUGUCCACAAGCUGCUGGGGCUACAUCUGACACCUGUCCACCGACACUUCGAGGCAGGAGGAGGUCGCCCCCAGGAGCCGGUUCCCUUCCCUGCCCCCCACUGGCGAGGAUGCAAGCCAGCUGUUUCCUCCUGGUUGACUCAGGCCUGGGGCAGGAGGUGGAGAUAGCCUUACUUUGGGUGAUGCCCAGCCUGUGUGCAAGGAGCAAGCAGGAACUGGGGGCAUCUUCCACCCCUGCCUUUGAACCCUUGUGUUCGUCCGCCCACCAUAUGUUGAGAGGCUUUUGGGCCCUUGCUCUUAGGGAAAUUUGGGGAACGGAGUCCUGCAGCCAGGACUCCUGGGGGGUGAGUAUGUGAACCCAGAGGUGCACAGUGAUGAGGAAAGUAGGCAGCAGGACAGUGGGUGUCUGUCUAUUCUCACCACAGCGUGAAUCUUCUGUGUUGUUUGUUUUGCAGAAUGUAGAUAUCUCGAGGCCUCCAGAGGAAGCCCUCGUCACGGUCCCUGCUCACCAGUGACCAUGUCUCAUCCACUGCGACCCCCAGGCAGGUACUGAUCUCUGCAGAUGAGAUCAUUACAGGCCCCUGCUCCAUGUGACAGUUUCUAUGCUGGAUCAUCCUCAACGCCACACCUGGUUGGUGGCACCCAGAGCCCCCGCACCAGCCCACCUGCUUCCUUGUUAAUGGUGACAGGGUUAUACGUGGUGCCUGACCUGCUGCUAAGAAUCAUUUGGCCAGACUGCGUCUGCCCUGGGCUGGUGAGAGGUUUCCUAGCAACCCGGUCCUUCUGUUGCAGCUGUGAGGUGUCCUCUCACCGGUCGGUUGGCUUUGUGAAGUGUAAAACCCUAAACAUGUGAACAGAAAGCACUUGCUGUGAUGAUCCCACCACGGCCGAGCUGUCUGAGGUGGACCGGGGGGGCCCCCUGCAGGGGCUCCGCCGUCUCCUCUGUGGCCACUUCCUGAGCCUGAGGCAAGGUCUUCAUGGCAGCCUGAGCUCCACUGCCUUGGGUGAGAAAGAGCCCUUCCCAUCCUGCCCUGCCAGGACCCGUAGAGCCACCAAGGCAGGUACCUCCACUGGCCAGGCCACUUGUAUGAGCAGUGUGCUCACUUCACCACGACAUGAUGUACAGAACACGCAGGGAACACAGCCUUUGUGGUCACCGCUUCUCAAUUGCGCACACACUGGAACAUUGGCGAGAGCUGAUGGCCAAGGCCACCCCUGCCCACCUGCUGCACAGUGAAAGCACGUAAAGACAGGGUGGUUGUGUGAGUUCUUCCCAGUGUACACCCAGGUGCUUGAGGGAGGGGCUGCUGUCCCCCUCCCCUCCUGGCCCUGCCUGCUAGGCUACCUCUUGCCUGUUGCCGCCUGUGUCCACACGGGAGUGUACCCCGGUGGCCGAGACAUGCAUUUGCUGUGAACGAUUCAGAGAAAAAAAAGCCUGUCCUGGCAUUCAUUGACCUCUGCCCGUGGGACUGAGCCGGGGAAAGGGCGGACUCCUGAGGCACCCUGUCCAGGGGAGGAUUUGCUCAGCCAUAUCGUAGCUUUUGAUUCACAUGUAUGGGAGCAUGGCAGAAAACGACCUCAGAAGGCUACCAUCUGUCACGCCCCUGAGUUCUUUUGAGCCCAGAGAGGCAGGCUGGGCAGUGGGUUUGGGCUCCAUUUUAUAGCUGAGCAGGAGACCUGUCCAGCAAGUCGCAAGGCUGGGUGAGGAGGUGUCUGGACCUAUAGUCGGACGCCCCACCGUCCACAGGACCCAGGAUCCCGAGCCCACCUUGUACCCGGAACCUUCCUUGGCAGAACAACCCACCUUUCCCAGCCUUCCGGGGCUUUGCAGCCUGCAGGUGCCACCUGUCCCUGAGGGAAGUUCAUGUCCCUGCCCCAGCUGGUGGUCUGUCAGCCUUGGGUGCUGCAGUGGCUGUGGACAGACACGGUGGAGGGCUGGGGCAAGAUCUUCUGGACUUACCUCCUGCCAGAGCCCCAAGCCCUAGACUCAGGACCAGGGGACCAUGCCACUGCCUUUGGGACAUGAGGACCACAGCCUUUGUUUCUGUGUCCCCAGAGUCUUGGGUGACUCGGUCACUUGGACACACUCCCUUUUUGGCCAUAAUGGGUCUCUUUUGUUGGUGGCACCUACGUCUGGAUGUCCCCACUUCGCCAGGACCUCGAACUGGCUGAGGCAUGACCAGCGAGGCCUUUUCUCUAUGCCCAAAGGGCAGUCAGGAGCUGCCAGGCCCAAAGUGUCACAGGGCCUGGGAUAAGGCAGAAGGAAGCCUGGGGGCAUGGUGUGGGUUGGGGCCUUUCCUCUCUGCCUCUGCCCUGGAGUGGUCUCUGCAUGGUCAGCAACCCACUGGGUUGGCCACUGGUUCUAUCCAUGAUGGUGGAUGUGCUUGUGUUGAAGACACUUUCCCGUUCUUUUCAGAAUGGAGGUUGUUGGAUCUCAGCCACACAUUACACUGUGUCUAGCAUUCUUUGCAAUAAAUACUUUUUCUAAAAAAAUUGGGCACCUGACUGGCUCAGUUGGUAGAGUGUGCAGCUGUAUCUCGGGGCCGUGAGUUCGAGCCCCAUGUUGGGCCUAGAGCUUACUUUAAAAAAAAAUAAAAUAUAUAAGAAUCUAA
Messenger RNA from Acinonyx jubatus (cheetah), 6596 nucleotides. RefSeq names its product 6-phosphofructo-2-kinase/fructose-2,6-biphosphatase 4 (gene PFKFB4). Gene Ontology annotation, molecular function: fructose-2,6-bisphosphate 2-phosphatase activity; ATP binding; 6-phosphofructo-2-kinase activity. Lineage: Eukaryota; Metazoa; Chordata; Mammalia; Carnivora; Felidae. The record is from RefSeq and is a predicted model, not a curated record. Gene Ontology annotation, cellular component: cytosol. The coding region runs from base 1096 to 2676 and encodes 526 amino acids. Gene Ontology annotation, biological process: fructose 2,6-bisphosphate metabolic process; fructose metabolic process. The transcript has 13 exons.